AUGGAUCACACCAAAGUGAAUGAACUCAAGGGCUUCAUCGACACCAUUAAGGCCCGUCCAGAGUUACUGCAGCUCCCCGAGCUCAGAUUUUUCAAGACUUAUCUAGAGAGCUUGGGAGCUACAAUUCCAGAAGUCGAGCAGUCGUCCUCAGAAGCAACAUCGUCCUCGGAAGAAGAACAGAUGCCUCGGACGCACGAAACUCACGGCGACAGCUCCCCCAAGCACCCAGCCCCCGAGGAAGAGGAGGAGGAAGAGGAGCCCCCGAUUGUGGAUCCUCCCAAGCCCGACGAGUCCAUCUUCAACGACCCCUCAGACCCAGAGCGCUUGGAACCCGAGUCGGAGCCUGUCUUGCCCUCUGGCCCCGUGGAUAAGGACCUUAAUGACGAUGAGAUGGACCAACAAGCUGGACUCAAGCAAGAAGCUGUUGAGGCGAUGGAGGACGGUGACCUGGAGAAGGCUCUGGAGAAAUACACUAAAGCCAUCAACAUCGGUGGCGCGACCGCUCUCCUGUUUGCUCGAAGGGCAGCGGUGUUAUUGAAGCUGAGGAGGCCCUUGGCUGCUAUGAAUGAUGCUGAUGCGGCUCUGAAAUUAAACCCUGACAGUGGAAGAGCGUACAGGAUACGCGGCGUCGCGAAUAGGAGGUUGCAGAGAUGGGAAGAGGCUCAUUCGGACUUAGCAGCAGCCCAGAAUAUAGAUUUUGAUGAGGCUACUGAGGAGAUCCACAGGUUUGUUGAUGAGAAAUGGUCGAAGAUUGCUCAGCUAAGGAGAGAUUAUCAGAAUGAGGUAGAACAGAACGACAAGUUGAGGAAGGAGAGGGAGAUCAAAAAGCGGAGGACAGCUGCGCAAAAGGCCUAUGACGCCCAGAAGAAGGCUGAGGGGUCCACCUCUAGCUCAGCGGAGGGGUUCCCUAGUGGAGGCAUGCCGGGAGGAAUGCCUGGUGGUAUGCCCGAUAUGGGAGAUCCGGAUCUCCAGGCUGCAUUCAGUAACCCCAAGGUCAUGGCUGCUAUGCAGGAUAUGAUGCAAAAUCCGGCCAAUAUGAUGAAGUAUAUGAGCGACCCUGAGGUCGGCCCUCUGCUGCAGAAACUGAUGUCGAAGAUGGGUGGAGGAAUGCCUGGAGGAUUCCCGGGAGCUCCUACUCAUUAAACACACUAAGUUGAUCUAUCGUUAAUCAUAUCACUCGGGAGUUUCUA
This is a messenger RNA of Perkinsus marinus ATCC 50983, 1190 nucleotides long. Its product is annotated as Hsc70-interacting protein, putative. The coding region runs from base 1 to 1143 and encodes 380 amino acids. Gene Ontology annotation, molecular function: protein dimerization activity; Hsp70 protein binding. NCBI's taxonomy places the organism in Eukaryota, Perkinsozoa, Perkinsida, Perkinsidae. The transcript is spliced from 12 exons. The record is from RefSeq and is a predicted model, not a curated record.